Molecule: messenger RNA, 1326 nt
Organism: Arabis nemorensis
Lineage: Eukaryota; Viridiplantae; Streptophyta; Magnoliopsida; Brassicales; Brassicaceae
Source: the annotation of a GenBank genome assembly
AUGGUCAUGGAUACGAGUGAAGCUAAGAACCGUAAAGUUAUGGCAGUGGAAAAGAUCGAUCUCGAAGUCCCUGAGACUGCUCAUCAGAUUAGUAGCGAUUCAUGGUUUCAAGUAGCAUUUGUUUUGACAACCGGUAUAAACAGUGCAUAUGUGUUGGGAUAUUCCGGGACAGUCAUGGUUCCUUUGGGUUGGAUUGGUGGUGUGGUUGGUCUAAUUCUCGCUACCGCGAUCUCCCUUUACGCAAACUCUCUUAUCGCUAAGCUUCAUGAGUUUGGUGGAAAAAGACACAUUCGUUAUAGAGAUCUUGCAGGCUUCAUCUACGGUAAAAAGAUGUACCGUGUUACAUGGGGAUUGCAAUAUGUCAAUCUUUUCAUGAUUAAUUGUGGCUACAUUAUACUUGCUGGUUCCGCCUUAAAGGCUGUUUAUGUACUUUUUAGAGAUGACAGUUUAAUGAAACUGCCUCAUUUUAUCGCUAUUGCGGGUGUUGUCUGCGCGAUUUUCGCAAUCGGUAUUCCUCAUUUAUCAGCUCUUGGAAUCUGGCUUGGAGUUUCAACAGUCCUCAGCUUGAUCUACAUUGUUGUUGCAGUAGUUUUAUCAGCUAAAGAUGGAGUAAACAAACCUGAAAGAGAUUACACCAUACAAGGAUCAUCAAUAGACAAACUCUUUACCAUAACAGGAGCAGCAGCAAAUCUUGUUUUCGCAUUCAACACGGGAAUGCUCCCGGAAAUACAGGCCACAGUGAAGCAACCAGUGGUUAAAAACAUGAUGAAGGCUCUGUACUUUCAAUUCACUGCUGGUGUUUUACCCAUGUACGCAGUUACAUUCAUCGGUUAUUGGGCUUACGGUUCCUCGACAUCGACUUAUCUGUUAAACAGCGUCAGUGGACCUCUCUGGGUUAAAGCUCUUGCUAACAUUUCGGCUUUUCUCCAAUCCGUUAUCUCUUUACAUAUUUUCGCAAGUCCGUCUUAUGAGUAUAUGGAUACAAAGUUUGGAAUCAAAGGAAGUCCAUUGGCACUGAAGAAUCUGUUGUUUAGAACGGUAGCACGAGGAAGCUACAUCGCGGUGAGCACGCUUCUCUCAGCGCUAUUACCGUUUCUUGGAGAUUUCAUGAGCCUAACGGGAGCGAUAAGCACUUUCCCUCUAACAUUCAUAUUAGCUAAUCACAUGUAUCUUGUAGCUAUGAACAAUAAGCUAAGUUCUGCUCAAAAGCUAUGGCAUUGGCUUAAUGUAUGUGUCUUUGGGUUAAUGUCUCUUGCUGCUGCAAUUGCUGCGGUUAGACUCAUCUCUGUUGAUUCCAAAAACUUCCAUGUUUUUGCUGAUGUUUGA